Messenger RNA from Maylandia zebra (zebra mbuna), 1561 nucleotides. RefSeq lists its product as uncharacterized. Gene Ontology annotation, molecular function: protein tyrosine kinase binding; MHC class II protein binding. The record is from RefSeq and is a predicted model, not a curated record. Gene Ontology annotation, cellular component: external side of plasma membrane; membrane raft. NCBI's taxonomy places the organism in Eukaryota, Metazoa, Chordata, Actinopteri, Cichliformes, Cichlidae. Gene Ontology annotation, biological process: positive regulation of ERK1 and ERK2 cascade; interleukin-15-mediated signaling pathway; T cell activation.
AGUGAGACAGAGAAGCACGAUGGGUGAAUUCAGAUGGAUUCAAAUGUUUUUAUGUCGGAUGCUGAUGAUUCAGAUCGCAGUAUCUGUAAAUGAAACAUCCAUUUUUAUGAAAGUUGGAGAUGACGUCACUCUGCCUUGUCUAAAUGUGAUAGAUGAGCAGAAUAACUGUGAUGGGACUACGUGGAUCUUUACUUCAACAAGCAAACCAACAGUAGAGCUGAUCACACUUGGACAGAUUAGUGAAAAAGUCAAAACUAAAUCAGACAGACUGAGAGUUACAGUGAACUGUUCUCUGCUUAUAAAGAAGCUCACAGUCGAGGAUGUUGGUCUUUAUUCCUGUCAACAAUACAAACUAGGAAAAACACGAGCUGAGGACACUCUGGUUCAUCAGUCGUUGGUUGAUCUCUCUGUUAUUACCUUGACUGAAUAUAAGGACACUGAGAAGGUGACGUUAAGCUGCUCUGUGGUGAGAAAUGAACAGUGUCGUCACACAUUGAAAUGGCUGCUUAAAGGUCAAGAUGUGGACAAAGAGAACAAAGAAAUUGUGAUUUCACAGACUCACUGCUCCACUACUGUGUCUGUUCUGAAGAAUAAUUAUUUAUACUCAUCAAGGGAUGAAAUACUCAAGUGUGAGGUGACUGAUACUAAAUCAGGAAGAGUACAGGUGUUUAGCUCACAGCCCUCAGGUGAGGAAACAGUUGACCCAAAAACAACAACAAAAAUGAACAGUAAAUCUGAAAGCGACACAACACCAGAAACAACCACAAUAACAAAAAGUAGUCCUUCCAUUACAGCUCUUUCAUUGUACAUCACUGGAGCUGUUGGUUUGGUUAUAUUGGUAAUAACAGCUGUGUUUGUCAUCAGAUGGAAGAAAAAUAAGGGAAACAAAACACAGAAGUAUGAAAAUGCUGGACUGAGUUUGAAGCCCACAGAGACUCAAUCUGCUCCUCAAACCAUUCAGGACUUGGUGGAGCCUGAAGUUUCCUAUGCCACCAUCAGCUACACCAAGAAUAGCAACAGUAAAACCCAGGUUCAUCGUGAUGGUGAAGGCGAUACUGUGACCUACAGCAUGGUGAAUGCUCCAUCCUCUGCAUCCACUGCUGAUCCCAGCAACCUCUAUUCUACUGUCAAUGUUGCAAUCACAUAGCUCACACAGUUGGAGGAAGGACUCGUAUUUAAUGAAGCAGUCGAAUAAAGGACUCGUAUUUAAUGAAAAGGACAUUUUGGUUUUGACUUGAGGCAGUGUGAUAGCAACAUGCUAAUUAAGUUAUUGCUGUUUGUAGCUAGAUUGCUUCACAAGGUUGUCUUAAUGUUGUUUUCAUGGAUGUUGAGCUUAAUGUUUCCAAGAGAUUUAAUAAAAUGCUGGUUAUUGGAAGAGUGCCGAGCUGAAACCCCCACAGGCAACCCGUGCCCCCCCCCCCUCCCCCCAACCAAAGAAACAUCAACACCUAAAUUAAAAAAUUAUCGUUUUUUAACAAUGUUUAUGAAAAUACAGUUGGUUUCGUUGCUACUUUUACAUGACUAUGAACUGCUCAGAAUCUCUAAAAGACGGCUGGGUGAA